AUGGAUUCUGUAAAUUGCCAAGUAGUUCACAGUGAUGAUCAAUUUCCGAGGCCUUGUCAAAGUCAUGAGGUAAAUCGUUUGGUUAAUAAGUUUUUAGCCUCAAUCGGUGCCCUUGAAAUUUUCACUGAAGAGAUGUGGAAAGCAGCUCUAACAGAGUUAACAGCAACUGCAUCUCUUGUGUUCACCUUGACAACAUCCAUUAUUGCAUGCUUGGACUCACAUGAGGUUGAUCCUAAGCUUCUUGUUCCCUUUGCAGUCUUCACCAUAGCUUUCUUAUUCCUAGUUGUGACAGUUCCUCUAUCAGGGGGCCAUAUGAGUCCUGUUUUCACAUUCAUUGCUGCUUUAAAGGGUGUUAUCACUCUUGAUCGUGCGCUCAUUUACAUAUUAGCACAAUGCAUUGGCUCAAUACUUGGUUUUUUAGUACUUAACUAUGUAAUGGAUCCAAAAUUAGCUGAUACAUAUUCAUUGGGAGGCUGUGCCAUUGGUGGCAAAGGAGAAAAUUCUGGUGUAAAGCCACAAAAUGCUUUGUUAUUGGAAUUCACUUGCACAUUUGUGGUACUAUUUGUAGGUGUCACAUUGGCAUUUGACAAGAAAAGGUCCAAGGAAUUGGGCUUGCCAAUGGUGUGCUUCGUGGUAGCAGGAGCCAUGGCAUUGGCAGUAUUUGUGUCCAUUACUGUAACUGGGCAGGCUGGUUAUGCAGGAGUGGGCCUGAACCCAGCAAGAUGCUUAGGCCCAGCAUUGUUUCGUGGAGGUUCACUUUGGAAUGGGCAUUGGAUUUUUUGGCUUGGGCCUUUCUUGGCUUGCAUAGUGUAUUUUGCUGUGUCACCAAAAGAGGGUCUGGUUUGGGAGGAUGAAGAAUAUGAUGUCCAAAAGUUGUCUAUUGGUCCUUCUGGGACUAUCCAUAACAGUACCGUUGCAAAUGAUCAAUCAGAACAUGGUAGUGCAAGGUUCCAAGCCCAAAUAUGA
This is a messenger RNA of Abrus precatorius (Indian licorice), 966 nucleotides long. Its product is annotated as aquaporin TIP1-2-like. Gene Ontology annotation, biological process: transmembrane transport. The record is from RefSeq and is a predicted model, not a curated record. Bases 1 to 966 code for a protein of 321 amino acids. Gene Ontology annotation, molecular function: channel activity. The transcript has 2 exons. Lineage: Eukaryota; Viridiplantae; Streptophyta; Magnoliopsida; Fabales; Fabaceae. Gene Ontology annotation, cellular component: membrane.